This is a messenger RNA of Aspergillus vadensis CBS 113365, 697 nucleotides long. RefSeq lists its product as uncharacterized. Lineage: Eukaryota; Fungi; Ascomycota; Eurotiomycetes; Eurotiales; Aspergillaceae. The record is from RefSeq and is a predicted model, not a curated record. Bases 322 to 609 code for a protein of 95 amino acids. The transcript has a single exon.
UCCCACGACGUGUUCUCCUUCUCAUCACAAUCACAAUCACAAUCACAAUCACGAUGCACUUCCAUGCUCCUCAUGCAAGGAUCGCGCUCAUGAGACAGACAUCAAAGUACCCGGUCGGGAUUCUUCCCCGUGGGUCUCCUUCGUCUCUGAUAUGUACCAUGUAUGUACUCCGUAAGGUAUAAGGUGACUUGUUGUGUCCUUGAAAUGAGCCAGGUACCUUUGAGUCUACCAUCAGCAGGUAUUGUAGAUACCCACUAACUACUACAGUAAGUAUGGAGUACACACGGAUCACAGUGACUAUCUACUAGUAGAUAUAGGGACAUGCGCCGUUCUUCCUUCCGGGUUUCGGCGUGGUCGAUCAGUUCUGUCGGGAGUCCAGAUCCUCUCCGUGCGUCGUCGGUAUACUGUAACCCCGGCUGCCGGUCUUUGUUUGAUGGACCCCCCGAAGGGAGCAAGAUCAAAGGCCGGUCGGUCUGUUUCAUACUCAGAUGGAUGAAAGAAAAGAAAGAAUUGAUGAGUUCCAACGGCUUUACCGUCCACUUAGUGGUCGUUGCCACACAAGACGGUGUCUCUCAAUGGAUGGAUGGCUCGUUCGUCUACAUACAGUAGAAGAAUGAUUUGCUUACUACACACCAUUCUCCUUUAUAACCAUGACCAGGACAAACAAAGAGGUAUCAUAUCAUAUCACAAGCCAAGC